UGCGGUGGUCGGAGACCAUGACCCAGCCGAGGCCGCCACGGCUGCAUCACAACGCGGAGCGAGACUCGGAGGCCAAGCAGCAGAGAAAGGUAGCCGAGAUCUACCAGGUCCUGGACAGUGAGCCCGUCGACAUUGCCCCCCUCCGGCGCAUGGCGAUCAGCGAAGGCGGCCUUCUCAGGGACGAGAUCCGCUGCAAAGUAUGGCCCAGACUUCUCAACGUCAACACCGGCGACCUGCUGCCUCCGCCAGAGGAAGAACUUCGGGAAAAAAGCAAAGAUUAUCAGCAAGUCCUGCUGGAUGUGAGGCGAUCCCUCCGGCGUUUCCCGCCAGACAUGCCAGAUGAACAGAGAGAGGGCCUUCAGGAGGAGCUGAUAGACUGCAUCCUCCAGGUUCUGCAACGCAACGCACAACUCCACUAUUACCAGGGAUACCAUGACAUCGUGGUCACCUUUCUGCUGGUGGUGGGGGAGAGGUUGUCGGCUACCCUGGUGGAAAAACUUUCAACCCAUCAUCUCAGGGAUUUUAUGGACCCGACCAUGGAGAACACCAGACACAUUUUAAAUUACCUGAUGCCCAUCAUAGACCAAGUGAACCCAGAUCUCCACGAUUUCAUGCAGAGAGCUGAAGUGGGAACCAUCUUCGCCCUCAGCUGGCUGAUCACCUGGUUCGGGCACGUCUUGUCCGACUUCAAGCACGUGGUGCGGUUAUACGACUUCUUCCUGGCCUGCCACCCGCUGAUGCCCAUCUACUUUGCCGCCGUGAUUGUGCUCCACCGGGCCCCGGAGGUCCUGGCCUGCGACUGUGACAUGGCUUCCGUCCACCACCUGCUCUCCCAGAUCCCCCAGGAUCUUCCUUACGAGACGCUCAUCAGUCGGGCCGGCGACCUCUUCGUUCAGUUCCCGCCUUCCAAGCUCGCCCAGGAAGCUGCUCAGCUGCAGGCCGAGAGGACGGCCGUUUCCACCUUCAAGGACUUUGAGCUGGCUUCCUCCCAACAGCGGCCGGACACCGUCCUGCGUCAGCGCUUCCGAGAGCAACUCCGGGUGGAAGAGAGAGCCAAGUCCCUCUUAGCGACCAAGCCCAGGACCAACCGUUUCGUCAAGCUGGCCGUGAUGGGGCUGACGGUCAUGCUGGGGGCGGCUGCGGUGGCGGUGGUCAAGAGCGCCCUGGAGUGGGCGCCCAAAUUCGAGCUCCAGAUCUUUCCCUAGGGCUGAAGGAAGGAAG
Messenger RNA from Protobothrops mucrosquamatus (brown spotted pit viper), 1221 nucleotides. It is a transcript of the gene TBC1D20, whose product is annotated as TBC1 domain family member 20. Gene Ontology annotation, biological process: endoplasmic reticulum to Golgi vesicle-mediated transport; positive regulation of GTPase activity. NCBI's taxonomy places the organism in Eukaryota, Metazoa, Chordata, Lepidosauria, Squamata, Viperidae. Gene Ontology annotation, molecular function: GTPase activator activity. The record is from RefSeq and is a predicted model, not a curated record. The coding region runs from base 18 to 1205 and encodes 395 amino acids. The transcript is spliced from 8 exons. Gene Ontology annotation, cellular component: endoplasmic reticulum membrane.